Molecule: messenger RNA, 1269 nt
Organism: Melampsora larici-populina 98AG31
Lineage: Eukaryota; Fungi; Basidiomycota; Pucciniomycetes; Pucciniales; Melampsoraceae
Exons: 5
Coding region: 1-1269 (422 amino acids)
Source: RefSeq, a predicted model, not a curated record
AUGCUACUUGCCACCUUUAUCAACAUUGUCUCUUCUGACUGCCCGGAGCUACUCACAACCAUCACAAUAUCGGACGUCAUACGGUUUGCCAGCCUUGCCGCGGAAAUAUACACUCGCACCGAGGGCGCCUGGAAUAUGACUCUCGACAGUGCAGACGACGUGAUACCCUUCCUCAGGACCGCAUUGAACUCUUCACUACCGACCAAAGCCUUUCGCCAUCUGUGGCGCAUACUCUUCCCAACAUUGUCCCAAAUCCACAUCCGACCUGCAAACCUGAUCCAACAGCACGGUUACCAAUCGGGACUUCCUGAAAGCAUUCCCGAAUUCUUUCUCACACCACCUGUGAAGAAAUGUUUAGUUUGUGCAAAUCCUUCCACUCCUGAAAUUCGAUUACAGCAUCGCUCUCAAAUCGAUGGCUACGUGUAUGACGUGGACGGCGUACAUACAGCCCGGAUAUACACGAUGAAAUGCCCAAAAUGCACCACCCACUACCGACCCAGCUACUAUUCUGAGGAUGGCACCCGCACCUACUACUCGUCACUAAUUGGCCGGAACCAAGUAGCCUACCAGGUCUCCACCCACUUUUUCAUGACCCACCAAUUGGCUGAACUUUUCCUCAACGGACAAAUGCUUGCCCAUAUCUCGAACUUCAAUCUAGUCAACAUGUUCAACCUCUCAUAUGUCAAUGAUGUGACUGACAUCCCGAGGUUGAAUGGGGCCCCCACUGUUCAACCCUUUAUAUCUGAAUCGACUUGCCGUGAUGCGUUAGACAUUCACUGUCUCCUCAACCGAGCUGACGCGUGCUUUGGUAACUUGAUUGUGGACACCAAAACGACCGCCAGUGAUCAACGUUACCACGACCCAAUGCAACAAGUCUUGGAAUGGAUUGCUCUAGAAGGUACAAAACAUCGUGAUCAUGUUUGUUCAGCAUGUGUCCAACUGACUUCCGAGACCGCUGAAAACGGCAAUGAAGGAUACAUCCGUGCGGUCGUUACAGAUGGUGUAACUAUAGGGCAUUGGCGCUGUACAGCAACAGCGGAUCAGCUCCGAGAACUAGCGGUUUCUGACGGUUUGCCGCCACCAAAUGGGCCGUGUACGACCCCUCUGGCUCGAGUACACGAUUGUUUCUGCCCGAAUCAUCAACUACGGCUCGGGCGGCGUUGCCAUGCUCAGCCUUGCUCACAGGACGCGGAAAAUGGUUCAGCAACAUGCGGGCUACAAGAGCAUGUGGACGCCUAUGCCCGAUUCAAAGCACGCGUCAAAUGGUAG